Molecule: messenger RNA, 1012 nt
Organism: Zea mays
Lineage: Eukaryota; Viridiplantae; Streptophyta; Magnoliopsida; Poales; Poaceae
Biological process (GO): regulation of DNA-templated transcription
Molecular function (GO): sequence-specific DNA binding; DNA-binding transcription factor activity, RNA polymerase II-specific
Source: RefSeq, marked provisional
CCAAUCUGUGUUUGUCUUUGCUUGCCCCCCUUCUCCCCCCUCAUCUCCCCCCUUUUCUUGUUCCUGUGCCUGUGCAUUGGCUGGCGAUGGGGUCCACUUCUCCUUCAGGCCUGGAGCUCACCAUGGCUGUCCCGGGCCUCAGCUCCUCCUCUGGCUCAGAGGGGUUUGGAUGCAACAACAACAACGGGAGCGGGAACGGGAACAACAUGAGGGACCUGGACAUGAACCAGCCGGCGAGCGGCGGCGAGGAGGAGGAGUUCCCAAUGGGGAGCGUGGAGGAGGAGGAGGACGAGCGCGGCGGCGCCGGCGGGCCGCACCGCGCCAAGAAGCUCCGGCUGUCCAAGGAGCAGUCCCGCCUCCUGGAGGAGAGCUUCCGCCUCAACCACACCCUCACACCGAAGCAAAAGGAGGCCUUGGCUGUCAAGCUCAAGCUGCGGCCCAGGCAGGUGGAGGUCUGGUUCCAGAACCGCAGGGCUAGGACGAAGCUUAAGCAGACGGAGCUGGAGUGCGAGUACCUGAAGCGCUGCUUCGGCUCGCUGACCGAGGAGAACCGGCGGCUGCAGCGGGAGGUGGAGGAGCUGCGCGCGAUGCGGGUGGCCCCGCCCACCGUGCUCUCCCCGCACACCCGGCAGCCGCUCCCGGCGUCCGCGCUCACCAUGUGCCCGCGCUGCGAGCGCAUCACCGCCGCAACGGCCGCGCGCACCCCACGCCCGCCGCCCGCCGCGAGCCCCUUCCACCCGCGCCGCCCGUCCGCGGCGUUUUAGCCUAGUCCCACCGCAUGCGACUCCGGCCGGUAGGGGAAGGAGCCGAGAGAGUUUGGUUGUUAGGGCCAGGGGGGCAAAGUGGUUGUGCUGUGUAAAUUUGAUGAUGGAUGGAGAAAACCAGCGCGGGCCCGUGUAGCUUUUUAGGUGUAGGUGUAGGGUUUGGACCUUGGAGUCCCUUCGCGUCAACGUCCCCGUGUUCCGUUCCAUGCCGUGCAUGGCUGAUGGAUCAAAAGUUUGUACUAGCUUCC